Brassica napus (rape) is the source of this 3521-nucleotide messenger RNA. RefSeq names its product putative F-box/LRR-repeat protein At4g15060. Gene Ontology annotation, molecular function: protein binding. The record is from RefSeq and is a predicted model, not a curated record. Lineage: Eukaryota; Viridiplantae; Streptophyta; Magnoliopsida; Brassicales; Brassicaceae.
CUAAGAUAUCAAACAGUUUAUAAUUAAAUAUUAGUUUAUAAUGCUGAUUUUUGGAUUAAUAAGAUAUAAAAUAAUAAGUAUUCGUAAGAUGAUUAUACCCGUAUGUGCGGGCAAAACACCUAGUAUAUAAUAAUUGAAGGCCUAAAUACAUUUUCUGACCUAAAUAUAUUACAUCCGGCCCUGGUGAAGACGAUUUUAAGAUUUUUCUUCCGUUCCUCUAUCUAUUAUAUUAGUCUGCGUCUGCUCUUGCUUGUUGCCUAUUCACCGGACAAAACCUAACUCUCGUAUUCUCUGAACGAUAAGAGAACCUUGGAGAUCUUUUUGAAGAUAUGGACGACAAGAUCAGUCAAUUACCUGAUGACUUGCUCUUGAAGGUACUAACGUUUCUUCCAACGAAAGUUGCCGUAAGCACAAGUAUUUUAUCUAAGCGAUGGGAGUUUCUUUGGAUGUGGUUGCCUAAACUUGAGUACGAUGAUAGCGAAUACUCGCCGGGAGAACGCUACAAAUUAUACUCCUUUAUUGAUUUGAGUCUGCCAUUACAUAAAGCUCCAGUCAUAGAAAGAUUACGUCUCAACUUUGACAUAUACGGCAGAUCAUACCGAGCCUACAGUAUCGAGAAGUUGGUUUUAAUUGCAGUGACUAGAUGCGUCCGUGAGUUAAGUGUCACACUUGUAUCUAUGCCUUAUAAAUUUACUAGAUUACCGAGUAAUUUGUUUACCUGUAAAUCGCUGGUGAUCUUGGAACUUACAGGCCCUAUUUUCGUGAAUGUUCCUCGUAUGGUUUAUCUCCCCUCCCUGAAAUUUUUGAUCCUUGGAUGUAUGGUCUACUCAAAUGAAAAAUCUCUUCACCAACUUCUUUCUCAUUGCCCUGUUCUUGAGGAUCUAGUUCUGGAACGUAAUGAUGAAGACAAUAAUAGUCCAUUUACAUUGAGUGUAAUUGUCCCGUCCCUGCAGAGACUAACCCUGCAGAGACUAACCCUAAAGAUAUCUAGAGGAUAUCAUUUUGAAGGGCUUGUGAUAAACACUCCUUCUUUGAUGUAUUUCAAAAUUCUGGAUUAUUUAGAAGAAUAUGCACGUGAUGAUAAUAGUAAUUACUCGUACUAUUUUGAAGAUACGCCUAAGUUGGAGGAGGCAGAUAUUGAAUCGACAUACCCUGAUAUCAACAAGUUUGUUAGAUCGAUCAGAUCUGUUAAGAGGCUUUCAUUAUGCAUUAGAGUCAAUGCUGAUGAGGAGGCUUUAUAUCAUGAGGGUAUUGUAUUUGACCAGCUUCAGCAUCUAAAGCUAUGUUCAUGUGGUCCAAAUUGGUCAAAAUUACUUGUCCGGUUACUCAAAGAUUCUCCUUUGUUACGAGACCUUGAGAUCUAUCUGAAUGAAGAUCAUACAUCUUCUAGAGUGGAUGCACCGGUUUCCUGGCAGAAUCAACUGGAUUGUGUGCCUACAUGUUUAUUGGCAAGUCUUGAAACUUUCAAGUGGACAGUGGUGUAUGGAUCACAAGAAGAGAUAGAUCUGGUGAAAUAUAUCUUGAGAAAUGCUCGGUGCUUAAAGGUUGCUAAAAUCUUGUUUGGGCCAUCGUUUUGUCAGCAAGAAGAGGAGAAACUUGAGAUGGCAAAACAAGAUUUGUCACUUUCUUUCAGAGGUUCAAAAACAUGCCAGAUCGUAUUUGUUUGACGUAUUUGAUAUGCAUUUUAUGUAGACAUAUAUCUAUAUUCCUAUUGCCAGAUAUUGUUUUUCCAACUUGGACAAAUAGUAUAUGAAUUUUGAAGAAACAUUAAAGUUCUCCUUCCCUUAUUCAUCUUAAAAACUGAUAAAUUUUGUUUAAGAUGAUAAACUCAUCUGUCCAUCUGAGCAUGCUUCUUAACACGGCUUUUGAACUGCCUAGAUCUGCUCUUGUGCCUUGAGAUAACUUAUGUUCUCCCUUGCCCCUUGUCAUAUCUAAACCACGCUUGAACUGGAUUUCAAUCCUCUUGUUUGCUGAAAGCUCCCCUCCUCCGGGAAUAAUCUUUUGGUCUGCCGGGUUUAUCUGCAACUCUUGAAAUGCCAGCUGAAAUUCGGGAACCAUGUGACAACACAUAAGCUGCUCCCAGCUUGAAGCAUCGAAAAGAGUCUUCCAAGGGAAAAGAAUAGUGUGGACAGACGCAUCACAAGGAUGUCAAGCAUCGAGAAGGUUUUACUCAUUGAUAAUUACGUCCAUAAGAAAAUAACGCUUAAAGAGUUCUUGAGGCACAGAACAAGGUACGAAGAGGAAUCUGUUGGUGAUUUCGAUAAUCAACCUGCAUUGAAGUCUCCCUCGCCUUAAGCGAAGAAGAUGGCACCUAGAAAGGAGAAAAAAAAUGAACAGAUAUCAACAUUUAGAGUUCAAGAUUGUGAGAGAGACAACAAUAUCUUGUAACGUGGAGCAAAACUAAGUCAGAACUUUGCUGUUUGAAUACAAAGGGUUUCUCUGUCGGCAUGCUUUGAUGAUUCCGCAGAUGUGCGGUUUCGCCAGCAUCCAGCCUUAUAUAUUUUGAAAAGGUGGACUAAAGAUGCUGAGAGUGGUGCAUUGGCUGGUGAAGGAUCAAACAUUCUUCUUAUCGCAUGGAUCUCCCACAUUGAGCAUUGAUGAUAAGUUAGAAGCAAGACAGUUCUUCAAUUUUGUCAUCUCUGCUCACUGGGACACCGAGUUUCCAUACGUCAACACUGUUCCCAGAAACUCCACCAUCCACGAUUUCUAUGGCUUCCCUGAUCCCAUGUAUAAGACUCUCCCUCUUCCUCUUUCUUACAAAGAAAAAACCCUAACCUUUGUCUGAACCUGAUUCUAAUAUGGAUAAGGUUCUGUCCUAAACCGUACCCAUAUAGCUGAUCGUUGAAAAGAUUCAUCAAUUUUCAAUUUUGGGGUCAAUUACAUCAAAAGUUUCAAUCUUUUUGGUCAACUGGAUCAAAAGUCUCAAUUUUUACAUAAUGGGUCAGUUUUGAUUCUUGCAGCUGAAGUAUAAAGCACCAGGAGCUAAAUGAACUGGGGAAAAAGGUUAAAGAAUUGCUAAUGGGAGGAGGAGGAAUGAAGCGUGUUGAUGAAGAUACAGAGAGAGGACUUGAUUGUGGAGCUUGGCUGAAAUGUUGUGUAUAACUGACUAAUUUGGGUUAUGAGGCAUUAGUCACAGAAGCAUUUAUGUAACAUUUCACAUUUGAAACACAAAAUGUCGAUGAUGAAUCUGGUCAGAAAUCGAUUAAGUGUGAUUGGAAAUUUCUGUUCUUAAGUUUAAAACGGACAUUUAUAUUAUAGAUUUCUUAAUAUAUACUUCUUCCAUUUCAUAAUAUAUGGUUUUUCAAAAUAUAUGAUUGUUGAAAUUUCUACGCUAAUUUUAACUUUAUUAAAAAUUGUUCAACCAAUUUUAUUUUACAAUAUUUUUAUGAUUGUUGGAUUAUUUUUAAUAUAUACUAUGACUGAUGUUUCCUUUUAAAGUAUGUUUUUUAAUCUUUGUGUUUUUAGGCAUAAUCUUUUUUUAAAUAUUUGUACUUUUAGGCAUAACUUCUUCUUUUACAUCA